Molecule: messenger RNA, 1432 nt
Organism: Somion occarium
Lineage: Eukaryota; Fungi; Basidiomycota; Agaricomycetes; Polyporales; Cerrenaceae
Source: the annotation of a GenBank genome assembly
GACUAUAAGAGCGUCGAUGGUAUUCGAAGCAUUGCUAUCUGGACCUUGUUUGAUUCCCCCAUCUUCUCCUAUUCGAAACUAGUCAAUCUCCCCAAGUUACCCUAGAAAUCCGCUCACCAUGUCCCACGGAAAGAUUAUUACUUUGUCCAGCGGUGCACCUCUGCCACAGAUUGGCCUCGGAACCUGGCUUUCGAAGCCUAACGAAGUUGAGAAUUCCGUUGAAAUUGCUGUCCGUAACGGCUACAGGCACCUCGAUCUCGCCAUGAUCUACGAGAAUCAGGAUGAGGUUGGUCGCGCAUUGAAAAAGGUCAUCCCCUCUGUGGUCAAGCGGGAGGAGCUCUUCAUCACCUCGAAACUCUGGAACAGCAGCCACAAGCCCGAGAAUGUCGAGAAGGAGCUCGAUGAGACAUUGAAACUUCUUGGUCUCGAGUACCUCGAUCUCUACCUCAUUCACUGGCCUGUUGCCUUCCCUCCAGGCGGGUUCUUCCCUCCUCACCCAACGAAGAAGAACGAGGUUGCUAUUGACACCGAGACCAGUUUGGUGGACACCUGGAAGGCUGUGAUUGAGCUUCUCAAAACCGGCAAAGUCAAGGCCAUUGGUGUCUCUAACUUCACUAUUGAGCACAUCCAGGGUAUCGUUGAUGCAACUGGUGUCUGGCCGACUGUGAACCAGGUUGAGGCACACCCGCUUCUUCCUCAGGAUGAUCUCGUCGAAUUCGCCAAGAAGCACAACAUUCACUUGACCGCAUACAGCCCUCUCGGUAACAACUUGAUUGGGCAGACUAAGCUUGUCGAUUACCCCGAGGUUAAGGAGGUCGCCGACAAGAUCGGUGCUACUCCUGCUCAGGUUCUGAUUGCUUGGGGCGUAUACCGAGGCUACUCCGUCAUCCCCAAAAGUGUCCAUGAGGAGCGUAUCAAGUCUAACUUCCAGCAGAUCACUCUCUCGAAGGAGGACUACGAGAAGAUCUUUGCCAUCGGCAAGAACAGACAUACCCGAUUCAAUAUUCCAGUCACUUACGAUCCCAAGUGGGAUAUCAACGUCUUCAACGAGCCUAUUGAGAGGACCGCUACGCACAAGGUUAAAAUCGCCUGAAGUGGGAGCAUUGUUGGUAUAACGUGGUCCCUUCUAGCAUUUGUCUCGUCAGUCGCACUAUUGUUGUUAUGAUAUGAGGAUCGUAAGUAGAGAAGAAAAGAAGCAGUACUGUAUGUAGUUUUAUAGACUCGUUUCGUUUAUGUCUCGGUGGUCUGCCGCUUACGUUCGGUAUGCAGCGUGGGUGGCCCUUUCUCCCUGUCCCUCAGUUGAACGCUAUACCUUUGUAAGGCUGCACAACCUAGGCCAGAUAUCCAAUGUGCAGCACACUUAAAAAUCCAUCACAACUCCCCAGGUCCUGGACGUUCGCCAACAUUACAUACUUACCAUAUCCAGAUUACC